Molecule: messenger RNA, 1647 nt
Organism: Chlorella variabilis
Lineage: Eukaryota; Viridiplantae; Chlorophyta; Trebouxiophyceae; Chlorellales; Chlorellaceae
Exons: 10
Coding region: 1-1647 (548 amino acids)
Biological process (GO): meiotic sister chromatid cohesion; reciprocal meiotic recombination; meiotic cell cycle
Molecular function (GO): chromatin binding
Source: RefSeq, a predicted model, not a curated record
AUGUCGGCAGCUGGCCAGCCGCACAGCAGCGAGGCGACGGGCACGUGCGCAGCCACCGCCGCCGCCCAAGGCGCGGCGCGCUGGGUGGGACGGCCGGUCCGGGAGGCCGAGGGCCGCACCUUUCACGUCGCGUUUGAGGCUGCAGGCCAGCAGUUCAACCUCGGCGACAGCAUGUACCUGCGUCCCGCCCAGCCAGGGCUUCCGGCCUUUGUCGCCAAGCUGGAGAGCCUGCACCAGCAGCAAGGGGACGGCAGCAAGUGGGCGGAGGCGCGCUGGUACUACAGGCGAGGCGGGCAGCGCAAGAUGGGCCCCGGCACGCCGACAGAGCUGGAGGUGGGACACGAGGUGAGUGUGGAGGCCAACGAGCUCUUCUGGUCAGACGACUUUGCCACACACCCGCUGGACGCAGGCAAGGCGUCGGCACAAGCUGCUUGGCCGGCAGCCGCGGGCCGCGGGCAGAGAGUGUGGCGGGCAGCAGCCUGCCGCGGGGUGCCUCCCCGCCUGCGCAGGGCCCGCCGCCCGCGGCCGCGGCAGCAGGUCAACGCGGCGCGGGCGGCUGUGUGGCGCCCUGCUGCUGCAGUGUGCGGCAAGUGCGAGGUGCGGACCCCCGCCCAGGCCGACCGGCGCCCCGGCAGCAGCGCCUCGCGCCCCGCCGGCCCAGACACGUUUGUGUGCAGCCGCAAGUACAUCCAGGAGGAGGGCCGCAUCGUGCCGCUUGAUGGCGGCACCUCGGCGGUCAACCUGACGGCUGCGCUGCAGGAGAAGCCGUUUGCGGUGGUGAGGCUGGGCGGCAUCCCGCACGUGGAGGGCAAGGUUGUGCAGCGGGGCCCCUCGGCGGCAGACAGGGCGGCGGCCCAGCCGCGGCCCAAGCGUGUGCGCGCCGCCCCGGCAGCCGACAAGGGAGGCACUCCUGUCCCCUCUAGCGGGCAGCCGCAGCAGCAGCAGGCAGAGGAGCAGCUGCCCAGCAAGCGGCGGCGCCAGGGGCGCGAGGCGUACUCGCCAGAUCCCUUUGGCCCCAGCACUGCCGCUGCUGCAGCCGCCGCAGGCGCAGCCGCAGCAGCUGCCCGCCCCAUCCACAGAGAGGAGGAUGGCAGCAGCGACGACCUCCCAAGCAUCCGCACCACUGCCAGCCAGCAGUCUGGGGGCACCGCCGGCGGCGGCAGCCGCCGUGCGCAGCCCAAGGCCAAGAAAGAAACCACCGGCAGCAGGUGGGCCAAGGAUCGGUACGAUGCGGCUCAGCAGAGCCUGGCGGCCAUCAUGCGGCGCAUGGGGGCCACCGCAGCCGCCCGCGCCAUCGUUCGCCCUGCCCUGCGGGAGGAGGCCCGCAAGACCAUCGGCGACACCGGCCUGCUGGAUCACCUGUUGAAACACAUGGCGGACCAUGUUGUGUCCCCCGCCGGCGAGCGCCUGCGGCGGCGGCACGACGCGGAAGGGCACAUGAUCUACUGGCUGCAGUUGCCCGCCGACGCUGAGCAGGAGGAGGAGGCCCUGCGGGAGGAGAUGGAGAGCCUGAGCAGCGAGAUGAGGGUGGUGAGGGAGGCGCGCCGCGUGCUGAGCGCGGUGCGCGGGGAGGCGGCGCAGGCCAUCCAGGCAGUCAGGUGGGUGGCGGCAUCAAGGAGCACCCCGAGCAGGUGGUGCAGGCGCUGA